AUGGCUACCCCCAGUGUCCUCACCUUCGACGCUGAGGGCAGAGCCAUCGACUUUGACGUGUGGGUAGACGACCUGCUGCUUUUCCUACAGUGCGAUAGAGCUGACGGCCUCUCUCUCUUUGAUCUCACUUCUGGUGCCUCUCCCGCCCCUGCUGCUACUGAGGAUGCCACUGUUUGCUCACAGUGGGCCACACGUGAUGCUGCUGCACGUCUUGCUGUGCGUCGCCACCUCCCUCCCUCUGAGCGUGCACACUUUGGGUCGUACAAGAGUGCUCAAACCUUGUACGACGCCGUUAUUGCACGCUACUCCACCCCUGCCACUGCUGCACUGAGCCGCCUCAUGCUACCGUACCUCUUUCCCGACCUUGCUUCUUUUGCCACAGUCGCCGACCUCAUUACCCACCUGCGCACUAGUGACGCUCGCUUCCGCGCUGCGCUUCCUGCUGAGUUCUGCGCCAAGAACCCCCCCCCCCCCCCAUUGGUUUUGAGUCGGUCGGUGCGGCGUCUGCCCCCAGUGGGAGACGUCGCUCUGGCAAGGGCAAGGGGGGUAGGAGCGGUGGUGGCGGCGGCGGGGGCGGUGGAGGCGGCGGUGGAGGCGGCGGAGGAGGUGGGGGUGGUAGCAGGAGUGGUGGCGGGAGUGGAGGUGUCAGCGGCGGCAGUGGAGGCGGGGGUGGCAGCGGCGGUGGUGGUGGGAGUGGAGGCGGAGGCGGCGAUGGCGGCAGCGACGGUGGGAGUGGCGGUGGCAGCGGAGGUGGUGGCGGCGGCGGCGGAGGAGGCGGUGGAGGAGGUCGUGGCUCGUCGCAGAGGAGUGGCUCCGGUGGCGGUCAGCACCAGCAGCAGCGGCAGCAGCGUGGUCAGGAGACCCUCUCCCCGCAGCAGCUCCGUGAGUGGUACGCUGCACGUUAGAGGGGUGGGGGUACUGGUCCGUGUACCUACGUCUUGCGCACUGGCGACCGUGCGGCUAUCUAGGGCAAGAGUAGCUAUCCUUGAUCUUGACUUUGAUGCUAUUCUUGCUGCCAUGUAUGCUGUGACUAUUAGUGAGGAGGGUGACUGUUACCGGUGUUUCCCGCCCGACCCGGGCAUCGGUACUGCGGCUCUAGGUGCUGUUGAGGCUGCUGCUCCAGGUGCUGGUGAGGCUGUCGCUCUAGGUGCCAGUGAGUCUGUGUCCUCAGGUGCUGGUGAGUCUGCUCUCUCUGGUACUGCGUCGGCUCCGCCCUCUCUCACCUUCACUCUUGACUCAGGGGCGUCUCGCUCCUUCUUUCGAGACCGCACCACACUCACGCCGCUUAGUCGGCUAGUGGCGGUCUCCCUGGCGGACCCCUCUGGGGGUCCUGUUCUGGCUCGCUACUCCACUGUCCUGCCGUGCCCUGCGGUCCCGUCUGGCGCCCUGUCCGGUCUCUACCUCCCCUUGUUCUCUACGAACUUGGUGGCGGGUGCUGACCUACAGGAUGCAGGGGUCGACCAGUUCACCCCUGCACACCGACGGGACACCCACUGCACGGACGCGGACACGGGUCGACACUUGACCACGUUCACACGUGGGCCGGGGUCGAGCCUGUACACACUCACUGUUCCGUCUCCUCCUCAUGCGUCUGGUCAGGUAGCUGCGUCGGGUCAGGUGUUUGCUGCAGCGUCCAGGUCUAGUCCUGAGUCUGCCCCCUGCUCGUGUCGCCUCCUGUCCCACGAGACCCUCCUGUGGCACCACAGGAUGGGUCACCCCUCCCUGCCUCGUCUCCGGGGCAUGGCCUCUCGCCUUCUUGUCUCUGGCCUUCCCCGGUCCCUCCCUCCCCUUCCUCCGGGGCCUGGCCCUCCCUGUGUCCCCUGUGUCGAGGGUCGCCUGCGGGCUACCCCUCACUCCUCCCCGUUUCCUCCGACGGAGGCCCCGAUGCAGACGCUUCACAUGGACGUGUGGGGCCCAGCCCGCGUCCGUGGACAGGGUCACGAGCGCUACUUCCUGCUGGUGGUUGACGACUACUCGCGUUACACCACAGUCUUCCCCUUGCGCAGCAAGGGUGAGGUCACUGGGGUGUUGAUCGACUGGAUCCGCGCAGCUCGUCUCCAGCUCAGGCGGAGCUUCGGCUCGGACUUUCCUGUUUUGCGGCUGCACUCGGACAGAGGCGGAGAGUUCUCCUCCGGCCUUCUGCGAGCCUACUGUCGGGCACGAGGCAUCCGCCAGGCCUUCAUGCUUCCGGACUCUCCACAGCAGAAUGGGAUUGCUGAGCGCCGCAUCGGCAUUGUCAUGGACGUCGCCCGUACGUCCAUGGUGCAUGCGGCUGCCCCCCAUUUUCUGUGGCCGUUUGCGGUUCGGUACGCCGCGCAUCAGAUCAACCUUCAGCCCAGGGUCUCCAGACCGGAGACCUCCCCAGCUCUGCUGUGGACGGGGAAGGUUGGCGAUGUGUCGGCGUUCCGUGUCUGGGGAUCUCGGGCGUUUGUCCGCGACUUGUCUGCGGACAAGCUGUCCCCUCGUGCUGCUCCUUGCGUCUUCCUGGGUUUCCCCCCUGACGCACCUGGGUGGCAGUUUUACCACCCCACCUCUCGUCGUGUUCUGUCCUCCCAGGACGUCACGUUCGACGAGUCGGUUCCCUUCUACCGGCUCUUCCCCUACCGCACUCCGUCCCUUCCCCCCCCGCCCCUCUUCCUGGUCCCAGGUCCCCCCCCGGUAGACCCCCUCCCCCCUCAGGGUCCUGCCCCUUCAGGUGUGUCUCAAGUAGACGCGGUCAAGCCUGUCGAGGUCACUGGUGACUCUGGUGCUGCUGCGGGUGCUGAGCCUGGGGGUGCUGAGACUGGGGGCGCUGAGCCUGGGGGUGCUGAGACUGGGGGUGCUGAGCCUGGGGGUGCUAAGCCUGGGGGUACUGAGCCUGGGGGUGCUGAGACUGGGGGUGCAGAGCCUGGGGGUGCUGAGCCUGGGGGUGCUGUGCCUGGGAGUGCUGAGCCUGGAGGUACUGCGUCUGGGAGUGCUGCGCCUGCUGCUUCUGUUCCUGGUGGUUCUCCAGACCGUUCCUCGCGCCGCGAGCCGUUCUCUCCUCUGGAGCUGCGUGAGUGGUUUGCCCGGCGCUGGAGGCGAGCUGCUGGAGGUGGGGUUACUGCGGAUGCUGGAGGUUCCGUUGCUGCCGAGGGAGCUGGUACCACGGGUCCCGGAGGUGCUCGUACUGAGGGUACUUGGGCUGCCGGGCCCAGGGGUGCCUCUGGAGCUGGAGCUGCUGCGGGUGCUGGCGCUGAGGCUACGACUGUCGGUCCUACUGCGGGUACUUCUGCAGCUGCUGGUGGUGCUGGACUUGGAACUGCUACUGGUGCUGGUGCUGCCUCUGGAGGUGUUGGUGCUGUCCCUGCUCUCUCUGGCGGUGCUGCGCGGCCUCGGCCGUACUUCUCACAGUUACAGCCCGCCUCUCCCCUGCCUUCUUCUUCUCCCUACGCUGGUCCUACUGGAGGUCUUGCUGAGCGUCGUGAGCCUGCGUCCCGCCCUGCGUCGCCAGUCCGAGCUGCUCGCCCUAGUGGUCGCGGUUCGCGUCAGCGUCCUCCUCCUGUCCCUGGCACGCACCAGAUGUCUCUGCGUCCGUCCACUGCUCCUCUGCGUGCCCCUUUGCCUUCUCCUCCUUGGUCUUCUCUUCCUAUACUUGCCGACCCGGAGUCGGACUCUCACCGUGCUGCCAGUCCUACUGUCACGCGUCUUCUUGCUUCUCUUGUCACUGACCCUUCCUUUGAGUCCGCUGUUGCGUCUGCCCUAGUUGCUGAGCUGGUCGACUUUGCUGCUGCGUGUCGUCUGGACUACGCUGCCAGUCUUGUUGCUGAGUCUGCUAAGUCUGCUGAGUCUGCGUCUGCUGCGUCUGCGUCUGCCUGUCCUCCGUCCGUCGGGGGUGACUGUGCUCUUGGCACGGACGUCCUUGAGGACAGGCAGGAGGAGUUCCAGUGCUUUGCCGCCGCUUUGCCCCAUCUCGUGCCCAUGCUUGUUGCCCCUGAGGGAGACCCGGAUGCUCUAGACAUCCCGACUCCACGCUCUUACGCAGAGGCGAUGGCCGGUCCCUACUCCUCUCAGUGGCAGUCAGCCAUGGACGCAGAGAUGGCUUCCUGGAAGUCCACAGGCACCUACGUUGACGCUGUUCCCCCUCCUGGGGCGAACAUUGUCAGUGGCAUGUGGAUCUUCAGGGUGAAGCGGCCGCCGUGUUCUCCGCCUGUCUUCAAGGCGCGCUACGUGGCUCGUGGCUUCAGUCAGCGACAGGGAGUUGACUUCUUUCAGACCUUCUCCCCGACCCCGAAGAUGACCACUCUUCGGGUUCUACUUCAUGUCGCUGCUCAGUGUGACUACGAGCUACACUCUGUUGACUUCAGCACUGCUUUCCUGCAGGGCCGCCUGCACGAGGAGAUCUGGCUGCGCCGCCCUCCUGGCUUCACUGGGUCGUUCCCUCCUGGUACCCAGUGGAGCCUCCGGCGGCCAGUCUACGGUCUCCGCCAGGCGCCGCGUGAGUGGCACGACACACUGAGGACUACACUUGCGGCUCUUGGGUUUGCUCCUUCUACUGCUGACCCGUCGCUGUUUCUGCGCACCGACACCUCGCUGCCGCCUUUCUACAUCCUCGUGUACGUCGACGACUUGGUCUUUGCCACUGCGGACACUGCCGCACUCGCCCACGUGAAGUCCGAGCUGCAGAAGAGACACACGUGCACAGACCUGGGUGAACUGACAAGCUAUCUUGGCUUGCGGAUCACCCGGGACAGAGCACGCCGCACCAUUACCCUGACUCAGUCACACAUGGUGCAGCAGGUCCUUCAGCGCUUUGGCUUCACGUACUCCUCGCCUCAGUCCACUCCUCUGCCUACGGGACACUCGCUUUCAGCUCUGCCUUCGGAUGAGUCCGUAGAGUCGAGUGGUCCGUAUCCAGAGCUUGUGGGCUGCCUCAUGUACCUGAUGACUUGCACUCGACCUGACCUCGCAUACCCUCUCAGCAUCUUAGCACGCUCUGUUGCUCCCGGCCGUCACCGGAAGGAGCACAUGGAUGCAGCUAAGAGGGUGUUGCGCUACUUGUGCAUUACGUCGGGCAUGGGGCUAGUGCUUGGAGGGCGUGAGCGGCCUGUGCUCACUGGGCACUCAGACGCUUCUUGGGCUGACGACCAGGCUACUCAGAGGUCGUCUCAGGGUUACACCUUCAGUCUUGGCUCUGGCUCUGUCUCUUGGCGCUCUACUCGCUCUUCUUCGGUUCUCAGCUCCAGCUGUGAGGCUGAGAUCUACGCCACGGCCAUGGCUGCCCAGGAGCUUCGCUGGCUCACCUACCUGCUGACUGACCUUGGAGAGCGGCCUCGUUCUCCUCCAGUGCUGUACGUCGACAACAAGGCAACCAUUGCCUUGUGUGAGGAGCACAGACUGGAGCACAGGACGAAGCACAUUGCUUUGCGCUACUUCCUUGCUCGAGAGCUGCAGCAGCGUGGUCAGCUUUGCCUGCGUUUCGUGGCCACUGAGGCCAACACUGCUGAUGUGUUCACCAAGGCACUUCCGCCUCGUGACCAUCAGCGCUUUUGCACUCUGCUAGGCCUUGUGCCCACUGGGCCUCACUUGCUUACCUCUUGA
Molecule: messenger RNA, 5559 nt
Organism: Closterium sp. NIES-65
Lineage: Eukaryota; Viridiplantae; Streptophyta; Zygnematophyceae; Desmidiales; Closteriaceae
Source: the annotation of a GenBank genome assembly